Messenger RNA from Ipomoea triloba (trilobed morning glory), 3566 nucleotides. Its product is annotated as calcium-transporting ATPase 4, plasma membrane-type-like. NCBI's taxonomy places the organism in Eukaryota, Viridiplantae, Streptophyta, Magnoliopsida, Solanales, Convolvulaceae. The coding region runs from base 263 to 3226 and encodes 987 amino acids. The record is from RefSeq and is a predicted model, not a curated record. The transcript has 6 exons. Gene Ontology annotation, molecular function: ATP hydrolysis activity; P-type calcium transporter activity; ATP binding. Gene Ontology annotation, biological process: calcium ion transmembrane transport. Gene Ontology annotation, cellular component: membrane; intracellular membrane-bounded organelle.
CUGCUACUAUUGGUACGGUUGCAGUAUUUUGCAUAUAUAGUUUUUUCUGGUAUGAACAACUCCGGUUGUUUAUAGCCGAAAUAGGAGAACACAACAGAAAAUCACCUCUCCGACCAAAAGUCUAAAAGUCUAACUUUUUGGUCGUCCUUGAAAACGGAUGUUUUUUUGUCCAAACCGGACUGGUAUUUGGUCCGCUCGUAAGAGAUACGCUUGGUUUGCGCCAUCAGAUGAGUGGUUCAAGAAGUAGAGCCAGAGAGGGAGCAUGAAGCUAUACGGACUUGAAAAGAUGCGAAUACUUCUGUAUGUGCAGAAGGCUGCAUUGCACUUUAUUGAUGCGGCCAGUCAGAUGGAUCAGCCAAGUAUUUCAGACGAGAUGAGGCAGGCUGGUUUCCAAAUUGAUCCGGAGGAGCUUGCUGCCAUUGUUCGUUCCCAUGAUUCCAAGCGCUUGGGGUUCCACGGGGGAGUGGGAGGUUUGGAGCGAAAGCUGUCGGUCUCUCUUGAGAAUGGUGUGCCCUCGAGUGAGAUUACGCGAAGGCAAAAGCUCUUUGGCUUGAAUAGAUUUGUUGAGAAACCUUCCAGGCCUUUCUGGAUGUAUGUGUGGGAGGCUCUUCAGGAUCUAACCCUGCUUAUCCUCAUGGUUUGUGCUGUGGUCUCUAUAGGUAUUGGAAUUGCCACGGAAGGGUGGCCAAAGGGCAUGUAUGAUGGGGUGGGGAUAAUUCUCUGCAUUUUCUUGGUGGUUCUAGUCACUGCAGUCAGUGACUACAGGCAGUCUUUGCAGUUCAAGGACCUGGAUAAAGAGAAGAAAAACAUCAAGAUUCAUGUCACCAGAAAUGGGGGCAGAGAAAAAGUUUCUAUCUAUGAUUUAGUUGUUGGGGAUAUUGUUCACCUGUCUAUUGGAGAUCAAGUUCCCGCAGACGGGCUGUUCAUAUCGGGUUACAGCUUAUGGAUUGAUGAAUCCAGCUUGUCAGGGGAAAGCGAGCCGGUUAGCAUUGAUGAACGGAACCCCUUUCUUCUGUCAGGGACUAAAGUGCAAGACGGAUCAGGCAAAAUGCUCGUGACAGCAGUUGGAAUGAGAACCGAGUGGGGAAGAUUAAUGGUUACCUUGUGUGAAACCGAAGAGGACGAGACACCAUUGCAGGUGAAACUAAAUGGUGUAGCCACUAUUAUUGGGAAAAUCGGUCUGGCUUUUGCUAUCUUGACAUUCGUGGUGCUCACGGGCAGGUACUUGGCAGUAAAGGCAAGUCUUGGUGAAAUCAUGGAAUGGGAUGCAAAUGAUGCGUUGCGCCUCAUGAAUUUCUUCGCCAUUGCUGUAACUAUACUAGUUGUUGCUGUUCCAGAAGGGUUGCCAUUAGCAGUGACACUAAGUCUGGCAUUUGCAAUGAAGAAACUAAUGAGCGACAGGGCUUUAGUCAGGCAUCUGUCUGCCUGUGAGACAAUGGGUUCUGUUACUUGCAUCUGCACAGAUAAAACAGGAACAUUGACUACAAACCACAUGGUGCUAACCAAGAUGUGGAUAUCGGGAGAAACCAAGGCAAUAAAUCAAAUCACUGACCCUAGAAACACAUUGAAGUCUUCAAUAUCAGAGAAGACGCAUACAGUUCUCUUGCAUUCCAUAUUUCAAAACACGAGUGCUGAAGUUGUCAAGGAUAAAGAUGGGAAGAACAACAUACUCGGUUCUCCAACAGAGAUGGCAUUGUUAGAGUUUGGGUUGAUACUUGAAGGUGAUUUCCAAUCAAGAUCCCGGGGAACCAAAAUUGUAAAAGUCGAACCUUUCAACUCAACUAAGAAGAAAAUGUCUGUUCUUGUGGCUCUUCCAGGAGGUGGCCAUAGAGCAUUCUGUAAGGGCGCAUCAGAAAUCAUCUUAAGUGUUUGCAACAAAAUUAUUAACAAGGAAGGGCAGUCCAUACCUCUAUCUGAUGAACGUAGAAACGCUAUCUCCAAUGCUAUAAAUAAAUUUGCUUGUGAAGCUCUGAGAACACUUUGCCUGGCUUUUCAAGAUGUAGAAGGCUAUUCUCCUAGCAGUAAUAUUCCAGAAAACGACUAUACACUCAUAGCUCUUGUUGGAAUCAAAGAUCCAGUUCGGCCUGGUGUGAAAGAAGCUGUUCAAACUUGUUUAGCUGCAGGAAUUAAAGUGAGAAUGGUUACCGGUGAUAACAUCAACACUGCCAAGGCCAUAGCAAAAGAAUGUGGCAUACUGACUAAUGAUGGUAUAGCCAUUGAAGGCCCAGAUUUUCGUGACAAAACCCCUGAGGAAAUGAAGGAUAUGAUGCCAAAGUUGCAGGUGAUGGCACGAUCUUUACCUUUGGACAAACACAAAUUAGUUACCAUGUUGAGAAGGGAUUUCCAGGAAGUGGUGUCAGUGACUGGUGAUGGGACUAAUGAUGCUCCCGCUUUGCAUGAGGCUGAUAUCGGAUUAGCUAUGGGCAUAGCAGGAACAGAGGUUGCCAAAGAAAAUGCUGAUGUUGUGAUAAUGGAUGACAAUUUUUCAACUAUAUUGAACGUGGCAAAAUGGGGCCGCUCAGUUUACAUUAACAUCCAAAAGUUUGUUCAGUUCCAGCUGACAGUGAACGUCGUUGCCCUCAUUAUAAACUUCAUUUCUGCCUGUGUUACAGGCUCUGCACCCCUUACUGCUGUUCAGCUCCUUUGGGUGAAUAUGAUCAUGGACACUCUAGGCGCUUUAGCACUCGCAACAGAGCCUCCCACUGAUGAACUAUUGAAGCAGCCACCUAUUGGAAGGAAUGUUAACUUCAUUACAAGGAUCAUGUGGAGGAACAUCAUAGGCCAAAGCAUCUACCAAAUGAUAAUCCUUUGUGUACUCCAGUUUCGUGGGAAGGAUCUCUUAAACCUUGACGGUCCACUUGCUACUAUAACUCUAAACACCAUGAUCUUCAACACCUUUGUGUUCUGCCAGGUAUUCAAUGAAAUAAACAGCAGGGACAUGGAGAGAAUAAAUGUUUUCAGUGGCAUGUUUAGCAGUGGGUUAUUCAUGGGAAUCAUAAUCUCCACAGUGGCUUUUCAGGCAGUGAUAGUGGAAUUCUUGGGGACAUUUGCAGAUACAGUGCCAUUGAGUUGGAACCUGUGGGUAGCCAGCAUCUUGAUGGGGGCUGUAAGCUUGAUCAUUGGAGUUCUCCUGAAAUGCAUCCCCGUUCCACCAUCCAAUGACUCUGAAACAAUCAAGAACCAUGACGAUUAUGAGCAGAUCCCAUCGGGACCUGACCAGGCAUGAAGAGUAGGUUAGAAUUUCUGCAGAUUUUGGUUACCCAAAUUUAUACAGGAUGUAGCAGUCAAGAAAUAUUCAUGUUUUAGGCUAACUCUAGCUCUGCUUUUUUUUUCUUUUUUCUUUUUUCUUUUUUCUUUUUUCUUUUUCCUUGAUAACAUUGAGAUUCAAGACUGCCCUGGCCUUCCCAUUAUAGAAGCCAGAGAGCUGUAGUUCCUUUUGUUAUUUUGUCAUCUGUAAUUCAUUUUUGCCAUUCCAUAAAUUUCUUCCCAUUGUUUAUGUAAAAUGGAGAGGGCAACUCAUUAUGUGUAAAUUACAGAAAGAUCUCAUUGGUGUUGUACUUCAUUUU